ACAUCAGUGGCUUCUUGCACUGCUGGAAGUCCAACGUGGAUGCAGACAGACAACUGUGGAGUUGAAGCCCAGAUUCAGAACAGAUAUGAAUAAGUUUGUCUGCCUAUUGGCUGUUGGUCUAACCCUUGCCUUGCAAUGCCAAGUGGAUGCCAAACGCCAUUUGAGCUACAGUUUCAUCGAAAAAUGUGUGAAUAAGGCUAAAAACAAUGUGGAUGGAGCCUAUACAUACUCCCGUCAAGUGAGCCUUGACCGGGUGAGGAGAAAUGCAGCAAGCCCUGCAGACAUCCUGAGACUCCUGAAGCAGCCCAAUGGACCAUCCAGAGAGGCGGUACGUGCUGCAGACUACAUGGCCAACACUCUGCACGUGAUUGACCACUACCUGUCCAAACGUCACAAACGCUCCAUCAAUGCCACAGAUCUUAUCUCUGAGGGUGAUCUGAACGUGAUCGCCAGACUGACAGGCUGCGCUGCUCAAGUCAGAAAUAUUCACUGCCAGGAUCUUCCCAAUCUCAACAACUAUCGCACAGCAAACAGCGUCUGCAACAACAUUAAAAACCCUCGCUGGGGUGCCUCCAACAUCCCAUUCCUCCGCUGGCUGCCUGCUGAGUAUGAAGAUCGCAUCAGUUCUCCUAAAGGCUGGACUCGUGACUUGAAAGUCAACAAUUACCUUCUUCCCUUAGUGAGACAAGUGUCCAACAAUAUUUUGUCAUAUAAGUCUGAAGUGAUCAAUGACCCCCUCUACACCCACCUGGUGACAAUCUUUGGCCAGUGGACAGACCAUGACCUCACUUUCACCCCUCACUCUCCCUCCAUCAUGUCAUUUAAUGAUGGCAUUGAUUGUGAAAAGACCUGUGGCAACACAGAACCAUGCUUCCCCAUAGAGUUUCCCUCAAAUGACUCUCGCAUUCGGAGUCACUCUGAAAAGUGCAUGCCAUUCUCCCGCUCUGCGCCAGCUUGUGGUUCUGGUAAAACUGGAUACAUCUUUGGAUCAUCCACUGUCCGCCAGCAGAUGAACACUCUGACGGCCUUCAUUGAUGUGGGCCAGGUCUAUGGUUCUGAUGACGUCAAAGCUCGCAAUCUCCGAAACCUUACUAAUGAGCAAGGAUUGUUGAAGGUGAAUAGAGACCAUAAAGACAACGGCCGUGACCUCCUGCCAUUCACCACCAUGGCGGCCAACAUGUGUGCCACAAGGCAACGCAUGACCAGUGAUAACAGUGCUGAGGAAGUGCUGUGCUUCUUUGCUGGCGACGACCGUUCCAACGAAAACAUCGGACUGGCUUCUUUGCACACUCUGAUGAUGAGAGAGCACAAUCGCUUGGCCCGUGCUCUUGCUCAGCUCAACCCAACGUGGAACGGAGAGAGACUCUACCAGGAAGCCCGCAAGAUUAUGGGAGGAUACAUGCAGGUUAUCACUUACAGGGACUAUCUCCUUCACAUUGUUGGACCGGAGGCCAUAUCAAAGAAGUUGUCCACAUAUCCUGGUUAUGAUGAAAAGAUUGAUCCCAGCAUUGCCAACGUGUUUGCCACAGCUGCCUACCGAUUCGCUCAUCUGAUGGUUCAGCCCUUCAUUUUCCGUCUUGAUGAGAAUUACCAGGAUCAUCCAAAAUACCCCACCCAGCUGAUUCACAGAACCAUGUUUGCCCCUUGGAGGAUCGUCUUUGAAGGUGGAUUGGACCCAAUCUUGAGAGGGUUGAUUGGUCGUCCGGCCAAGCUGAACACUCAGGACCGCAUGCUGACUGACGAGCUGAGGGACAGGCUGUUUAACUUCUCUGUAGCCCUGGCUCUGGAUCUCGGAUCUCUUAACCUGCAGAGAGGAAGAGACCAUGGACUCCCUGGCUACAACAGAUGGCGAGAGUUUUGUGGCCUGUCACAGCCAAGGAAUCUAAAUGAGUUAGCUCAGGUUCUCAACAACACUGUCUUGGCCAAAAACCUGCUGGAUCUGUACGGUACACCUAGCAACAUUGAUCCAUGGCUGGCAGGAGUGGCUGAGCCAUUUGUCCGUGGAGGAAGAGUGGGACCUCUGUUUGCCUGCCUGAUUUCCACUCAGUUCCAGAAAAUCCGUGAGGGAGACAGGUUUUGGUGGGAGAACAAAGGUGUCUUCACGGAGGCUCAGAGGCUGGCACUUAGGGACACGUCUCUUGCCAGAAUCAUCUGUGACAACACUGGGAUCACUGAAGUUCCUGAGAAACCUUUCCAGUACCGACCUCGAGGCUCUGGAUACACCCGGUGUAACGCCAUCCCUGCAUUUGAUCUCAGUCCAUGGAAAGAGGGUGCUGAAGGUCCAGAAAAGCCACAACCACCAACAGGAGCUUCAGGUCAAGCUGGACCCCCUGGACCACCAGGACCAAGAGGUCUCCCAGGACCACCUGGACCUCCCGGACCUUCAGGCGCAGCAGAGCAUGUAGCUUUCUCUGUGCGCCUUGGUAACAACUACCCCAAUCCUGGUAGCCCCAUUGCCUUCCAUGAUGUCAUCUACAACGGACAGAACAGCUAUGACCCCAAGACCGGCUUUUUCACCUGUGAGCACCCAGGCGUCUAUGAGUUUGAGUUCCACUGCACCAUCUACAACAGUGAAGGCAGCUUGGAUCUGAUCCGCAAUGGGGCCCUGGUUCUGCACUCAUUCACCACCCGCCAGAGCGGCUACAUCACAGCCAGUGGCAGUACCUUCAUCAAGCUUGCGAAGGGAGACAGGGUGUGGCUGGUGGCUAACAGUGGCGGCAACGGACUGACCAGUGACAGCUUCCUCUCUGGUCAUCUGCUGUUCACCGAUUAGUAGAUACUUGUCCAAUUUGCACUUUCCAUUUAAAGCACUUAAAAUUAAGAAGUAAAAAAUUGAGUGAAACUGAAGUGAUAAAUGAGUCUAUUUUUCCCUCCUCACUAUUCUUGAUUAUACUUUGAACCUGUGUGACAAUUAUUAAGAAAGGAUUAAUAAUGAACUGGUGUACUUUUCUGUUGUGAAUAAAGAAUGCACUAAAUUGUAACAGAAACAAGUGAUUAAAAUGUGCUUCUACA
Gambusia affinis (western mosquitofish) is the source of this 3012-nucleotide messenger RNA. Its product is annotated as eosinophil peroxidase-like. Gene Ontology annotation, biological process: response to oxidative stress. Bases 86 to 2773 code for a protein of 895 amino acids. The transcript is spliced from 17 exons. The record is from RefSeq and is a predicted model, not a curated record. Gene Ontology annotation, molecular function: peroxidase activity; protein binding; heme binding. Lineage: Eukaryota; Metazoa; Chordata; Actinopteri; Cyprinodontiformes; Poeciliidae.